Messenger RNA from Gekko japonicus, 1534 nucleotides. RefSeq names its product family with sequence similarity 217 member B (gene FAM217B). The record is from RefSeq and is a predicted model, not a curated record. Bases 47 to 1534 code for a protein of 495 amino acids. Lineage: Eukaryota; Metazoa; Chordata; Lepidosauria; Squamata; Gekkonidae. The transcript has 4 exons.
GAGCCCGCACACGCACGCACACAAAGGACAUUGCAACAAGCCUAGGAUGGGACCGGGCAUCCGGGAUUAUCCGCCCUUGCUGCCCCGAAGAAGCUCGCACCAGGAAGCUCUUGCCCAUGAAGUCCACAAAGGGCAAGGAAUGGUAACUUCCAUUGGUGGAAAGAGCCAUUCAAACACCAAAGAGCUGCAAAAACCUCCGCCCCACGUGAGACCAUCCCCUAGCAAGUUAAACAAAAAUGUUUCUACUGCCACCGAAAAGAUUCCCGGUCAUGUUGCGGGCAACAGUCAGGGAACUGUUCGCCAUAAAGAACGGAACCAACUCUGGGAGAGUCACCAGCAAAACAGAGCCACAAAUGUUUGCACUUCCUCACAGAAAGCACCAAGGGCAUCGCAGGGACCUGUGGUGAAAAAGCAUUAUGAAGCCGGAUACCGCAAGGUCCCUUCUGCAUUGAAGGACGCCGCUUGGAAUGACUCCAGUAGGGCAGAAGAAGUGCUGAUUCAGAGUUUUUAUUACAAAAAACCUGCCAAAUCAGAAAGGAACUCUGGAAGGCAUAUGGACGAAGCGGACCCCUGCAGCUCCAUGCAUCAGGGCGCUUCUGCUGAGGCCAUGUUUCUCGACUUCGCAUCUGUUCGAAUGAUGAAGGAGGAUUCCAAUGAGGACAGCGCCAGCGACCUUUCAGACUCAGAGAGAAUACCCAUUCCCCCUUCCCCUUGCACGCCGCCGGAGCUCAACCUCCGGGCCGAGGAAAUCGACCCCCUUUGUUUCGAACACCUCACUGAGGCCAAGUGCAAGCAGUCCGAUUACUGCUACCCCGACUUCCUCCCGCCCCCGUUCAACACCUGGGACUUGAAAGGGCUGGCGUCCUUCGUGAACACCGAGUGCAAGUCAGAAGUGCGGCCCCAGCCGACGGGCAGUCUCGAGAAGUACAUCGAUCGGCUUCUGGAGCUGGAAUGGCUGCAGAUGGAAACGAUACAAGCCGAGAAAGGGAAGGCAGCCAAGGCCCGGCCUCAGACUGCGCCCAGCGCCCUUCGGACCUUGAAAAGCCCCGGGAAAAGUAAAUCGUUGCACACUCUCCUGCCAAGCAAAACUUUGACUGCGCCUGAAAGCUUCUCGAGGCUCCCGAGCUACCAGACCAGUCACAGAAGAGAUCUGCACAGUGAAGGAGCCGGCCAGGUGGCUUCAUGUCAAGGGCAUUCGAGACCAACCUGUGGUCCCUCAGCCCAUCAAAGACAGUCCUCUGAGGGGAAAAGUGGUGAGGCGAAAAAGCGGCCUGGCGCCGCCAAGGUGCAGCUUUUCAAUAAGCCUCCCUCAGAGGGCAGCUCAAUGAUCCAAGGAGCUGGCAACAUUAGGCCCCCUAAACAAUCCUCCUCCCUCCAUGGUUCAGCGGUCCCCCUCAAGGGCCUACUGGCCUACACAUGCCCAAAUCCCAAGAAGAAUGGAAACACCAACAGUUAUGUCCCUUCCAAAAAAGUUCAAGCGGAGAAGAAGCUAAAAGCCAAUGGCGUGAAGCCAAUGCCGUGUAAAUUUAAAUAA